Westerdykella ornata is the source of this 1185-nucleotide messenger RNA. Its product is annotated as DUF367-domain-containing protein. Bases 1 to 1185 code for a protein of 394 amino acids. NCBI's taxonomy places the organism in Eukaryota, Fungi, Ascomycota, Dothideomycetes, Pleosporales, Sporormiaceae. The transcript has a single exon. Gene Ontology annotation, molecular function: rRNA small subunit aminocarboxypropyltransferase activity. Gene Ontology annotation, biological process: maturation of SSU-rRNA. The record is from RefSeq and is a predicted model, not a curated record.
AUGGUCCGCCACAAGAAAGACUUCUCCAAAUCCGGCAAGAAGUACUCCAACGCCCCUCGCCCCCGCGGUCCACCGCGAAACAUCCCCAACGAACCCCUGGACGACAACGCAAGCGGCGAUGCCCCCGCCCGCCCCAGCCGCCCCAGCUUCAAAGCCGCCUGCUGGGACCUCGGCCACUGCGACGCCAAGCGCUGCAGCGGCAAGAAGCUGAUGCGCCUGGGCCUCCUGCGCGAGCUGCACAUUGGCCAGAAGCACGCGGGCAUCGUGGUGUCGCCCAAAGCGAAGAAGAUACUCUCGCCAGCGGACAAGGACGUCCUGGAGCAGUACGGCGCGGCCGUCGUGGAAGCCAGCUGGAAGCGCAUCGACGAGGUGCCCUUCUCGCGCAUCGGGGGCAAAUGCGAGCGCCUGCUGCCGUACCUCGUGGCUGCGAAUCCGACGAACUACGGGCGCCCGUGGCGGUUGAACUGCGUCGAGGCGCUGGCGGCGUGUUUCUUCAUCUGCGGGCACGAAGAGUGGGCGCGGGAGAUAUUGGCGAGUUUUGGGUAUGGCGAGGCGUUUUUGGAGAUCAAUGGGCGGUUGUUGAGGAGGUAUGCGGCGUGUAAGGAUGAGGAGGAGAUGAAGAAGGCGGAGGAGGUGUGGUUGGAGAAGAUUGAGAGGGAGUAUGCGGAUAGUAGGGUGGAGAAGGAGGCAGGGGAAGAGGAUGUGUGGGCUGGUGGGAAUAUGAAUCGGACUAUGGUGGAUGAGUCUGAUGAUGAUGAGGAUGGGGAUGAAGAUGAAGAGGAUGAGGAAGAGGAGGGGCCGGAUCCGAGGAAUCCGUAUGAUUUGCCAGAAUCGGAUUCGGAUGAGGAGGAGAUGGCGGAACUGAGGCGGCGGGUUUUGGCGUCGAAACCUUUUGCGAAUCCCGCACCUGCGGGCGAUGAUGGCGACGAUGGCGACGAUGGCGACGAGAAGAGACAGCCGGAGAGGAUUGCAAGGACGGAGCCACCACCUGGGCAGGAUGUCGACGACGAAUCUGACGAAGGCGAGGGUGACGGCGAGGACGACGAAUUUGACAGCUUCAUGAAUGCACAGCCGACGACGGACCGGACUGGCAUUAAUGCGAGGCAAAGACUGAAAGCUAAGGGCACCAAGGUUUCUGCGACGUUCACGAGCGCUUCUCUGAAGGCGCCAAGUCGACGGAGCUAG